Molecule: messenger RNA, 735 nt
Organism: Clonostachys solani
Lineage: Eukaryota; Fungi; Ascomycota; Sordariomycetes; Hypocreales; Bionectriaceae
Source: the annotation of a GenBank genome assembly
AUGAAGAUCCUGACAAAGGAACAAGAGGAAGCCCACUACGCUGCCGUUAUGAAGGGUGGCCUCAUCGGUGGCAGUGUCGGCCUCGGCCUCGGCCUCUGCGGCGUCCUCCUCGCCUCCAGGCGCUUCAUAGCCUUCCGCGGCCUCACCCUGCCUUUCCGAACGUUCUUGGUCCAAUCUGCCGGCACAUUUGGCGCCGUCGUAAACGCCGAUCGAUCGUCUUCAGAGUUUCAUAAAAAUCAGAAUCCCAUGUACUCAUACAAGAGCCAGACACAGCUGCUUAGCGAACAGGCCGCCGGGGGGGAACAGCCAUUCCUCAAGAAUUUGGCCGAAUACGGCAGGGAAAAACGCUACUCGAUUGUCUUCGCCUCAUGGCUUGUCUCCAUGGGCGUUGCAUUCGCGCUGGUGAACCGCUGCCCCAUGAACGCUGCCAACAAGGUUGUUCAGGCUCGGAUGUAUGCACAGGGGCUGACGCUCAUCGUUCUUGUUGUCACAGCCGCUCUCGAGAUGAAUGACGUCAAGAAGGGCAAUGGACUAUGGCAAACUGUCACGGUUGUCGAUCCAAAUAACCCUGGGCAUCUGGUUGAGAAGAAGGUUCACAGGGAACAAUACGAGGGUCAGGAUCUCUGGAAGGAUAUGGUUGCCACCGAAGAAAGACGAUUGGCCAUAAAGAAGGCCGCGGACAAAACGAUCCAGGAAAGUGCAGCCGGCCAUGGGCCGUCGGUUCUUGUUCGCUAG